AGGACAUUUUUUACAUGCAUUUAUUUCAUUAUGUAAUUUCUGAUAUAUUAUUUAAUUUGAAAAGUGAUAAAUUUAAAUGAAUUUUGCAUGAUAAGUGUUAUAAAAACGGCAGACUACACAGUGUAAGAAAGUAAAUCUAGUAAUAUUCUUUAAGCUCGGAAGUUUUUUCCAAGAGGCAAGUUUCAUCAGAUUUUGAAACCUGUUCUCUAAUCAUUGUAAUGAUUGAACAGUUGAAAAUAUCGAAUGAUGGAGUGGUAAUGUGACAUAACAAAGUGAUGUAUAAAGUGUACUUUAACUUAUAUCCAAUUAAGAGCUUUUCACAUGUAAUGAGCAACGUACAUGAGAAUUCGUGGUCUUGGGUAGAAUAUUUGGUGGAAACAAUCAAUAAACUUACACAUGAUUUAGUCAGCUUACUAUCCACGACUUUUCAGUUAACGUUACAUUCGACCGAUACUGUCAUUAAUAAUGAAUUUCAACAAAAAUUGUCUGAUUUCUUUCACGAAUUUGUUGCUUUGCUAGCAUUCGACGACUUUCAGUUACAAUUACUGAAGAUCUUCUUAUUUACUUUUAUCAGUACUGUGGCACUGAUUUUCAUUACUUGGCAUAUUUACGGCCCUCGAAUUUCGGAACAGUUUAUGGAACCAACAUUAUUAAGAUGACAGUGCAAUAUAUAUAGUAUUUACUUUUAUCUAUAUAUUUCUUUCUUUCUAUAUUUAUCAUGUUCUAACAGAUUUUUAUUAAUU
This is a messenger RNA of Osmia bicornis bicornis, 743 nucleotides long. RefSeq lists its product as uncharacterized. Lineage: Eukaryota; Metazoa; Arthropoda; Insecta; Hymenoptera; Megachilidae. The record is from RefSeq and is a predicted model, not a curated record. The coding region runs from base 276 to 659 and encodes 127 amino acids. The transcript is spliced from 2 exons.